UCCAAGUCUUGGGGCAUCAGCUUUGAUGAAGAAGCGUAAGGAGAAGUACCCUAUCAAGCUCUCUUACUGGAUUGUGUAUAAUGGCAAGCAGCUAGCUCUUGAUGAGAUAUUAGGAAAGUGGGAUGACAACUUUGAAUAUGCUUUUGCAUUCAAGGCUGAGAUAGAGAAGAAGUCCCCUGGCAGCAUAGUGCACAUAUACUAUGAGAACAUUGGUAAAAGGUUUAGGUUUAGCGAGAUGUUUGUGGCUUUGAAACCUUGUAUAGAUGGCUUCAUUAAUGGAUGUAGACCAUACCUAGGGAUUGAUUCCACUGCCAUGACUAGAAGGUGGAAGGGAUAAUUAGCUUCAGCUAUUGGUAUUGAUGGCUACAACUAGAUGUUUCCAGUAGCCUAUGGGGUGUUUGAAUCUGAAUCAAAGGAUAACUGGGGUUGGUUCAUGACUCAUCUAGCAGAGGCAAUUGGCUCACCACCUGGACUUGUGAUCUCUAUUGAUGCUAGAAAAGGGAUAGAUACAACUAUCAGUAAAGUGUUCACUAAUGGUGUAGAACACAGAGAAUGCAUGAGGCAUCUCUUCAAGAAUUUCAAGAAGAGGUUCCACGUACGACAAAGUGUUUGAGAGAAAUUUAUGGCCUGUAUCAAGAGCUUACAUGAAACAAUAGUAUGACAAGCAUUACAACAUCAUGAAAAUUGCAUCCCCAAGGGCUAUUAGAUGGAUUGAACUGAACCAUAAACAACUGUGGGCACGAUGCUUGUUCUCAAUACAUAGCAAGUGUGACUAUGUUACAAAUAACAUAGCAGAGACCUUUAAUAAUUCGAUAAAUCAUAAGAAAUCACUACCUGUCAUAGAACUGAUGGAUGCAAUAAGACAAAAGAUCAUGGAGAAGAUGUAUGUCAGGAGGAACCUUGCUGCCAAGUUAACAGGAAAGGUGCUCCCACACAUCAUGAAGGACAUGCAUACAAAGAGUAGAGGCCUGCACGGCUAUGUUAUACAUAAGGGUUGUGAAAUGACCGUAGAAAUUGAAGGGGUGCAUAGGGACUUGACUCCAUGGACGCACACGGUUAACUUACCAGCAAGGCAGUGCACGUGCAACAAGUGGCAGCUAGCUGGGAUCCCAUGUAGUCAUGCAAUCAAUUUGAUAUGUUCCUAUAGGAAUGUUGACCUUGCUGAUUAUGUCGAUAACUACUACUCAGUUUCCAAGUUUCAGGCUGCAUAUGUUGGUUACAUUGAGCCAAUUCCAGACAAGACACAAUGGCCUCAUGUUGACUUGGGAUUCAAGCUUUGGCCACCAAAACUUAAGAGGGCAGCUGGUAGGCCAAGGACCAGAAGGAUCAUGGGAGCUGAAGAAGGCGGUUCUGGUGCAUCCCAUAAAAGAAAGCAAUGCAAAAGAUGUGGUCAGUUUGGGCAUAUGCAAAAGACUUGCAAUGAGACUGAUUAUGACUCAGAUGCACCCCCUGCAGCCCCUCCCAAACCAAAGAGAAAGAGGGUAAAGAAGCAAAAGGAAGCCAUAGAAGAACAACCUGCAUCCCUACUAAUACUGAUGACACCAACUGCAACCUCAAUGGACAGUCCAGGAGCAGUCACAAGGAGCCGAGCCAGAGCACUCUCAUUUCAGGCACAAGAAAAGGAUAGCACCAGCCCGACCAACAAGAAUAUCAAGGCCAAGAUCAGAAAGAAGUCUAAGACUCAUGUUUCAACCUGAAUAUUUGAAUGUUAGAUUGAGUUGUUGAUCUGUGUGAACUUUAUCAUUUUGAUGGAAGUAUGUAACUAAUCAUUAUUCUAGUAUUUGAAAAAAUUUGUCAGUAUUUCAACAUAUUUAGUGUG
Messenger RNA from Oryza brachyantha (malo sina), 1819 nucleotides. RefSeq lists its product as uncharacterized. The record is from RefSeq and is a predicted model, not a curated record. The transcript is spliced from 2 exons. Lineage: Eukaryota; Viridiplantae; Streptophyta; Magnoliopsida; Poales; Poaceae. The coding region runs from base 678 to 1697 and encodes 339 amino acids. Gene Ontology annotation, molecular function: zinc ion binding; nucleic acid binding.